AUGGGAAUUAAUUUUGGUGUAUGGAUCGCCGUAUGUGAAUGUAGAAAUACGGUUUGGCAGUUGAUAGGGGAAAUAUUGAGCAAUAAAAAUGAUAAAGUGGUGUUGUUAACAGAUUUUAAUCAAGUAGAAUAUCAUAAUCAAAAAGUGGGGGGCUCAUUAAAUAUACCAGGGAAGGAAGACUUCAUGAAUUGGAGAAAUAAAUGGCAAUUACUUGAAAUACCCUUUCAUGGUUUAAAUUAUACCUGGAGCAAUAACAGGGGGGAAAAUGAUUGUAUUUAUGAAAGGCUUGACAGAGGAUAUGCUAGGGAGGGUUGGCACAACUUAUACCCAGAAGCUAAUAUCAUAAACCUUCCAAUUCUUGUUUCUGAUCAUUCUCCCAUUAUUCUGGACACUAAUUCUGAAAGGAGAAAGAAGAAGAGGCUAUGUAAGAUUGAUAGUUGGUGCUUGAGUAUGGAACAACCAAAAGGGAUUAUUGCAGAUGCUUGGAGAAGGCACAUAGAAGGUUCCCCUAUGUUUAGAUGGUCAAGAAAGCUACAACAAGUAAGGUAUGAUCUACUCAAAUGGUGUAAGAAUUUCCAAAAGGAUAAUAAUAUAAUUUGGGAUGAUAUCAUAGAAAAUUGUGACAAAUCGCAAAAACAGAUUAAGAUGGAUGAAGACAUGAAGCAGGCAAAGGAAAUUCGAGAAGAUGGUCUACGAAGUGCAUUGAUCAAACUUGAUUAUUGGAGGCAAAGAGCAAAAGGGAAGUGGGUUGCCCUGGGAGAUAGUAAUACUGCAUUCUUUUUCCGAUGUGCUAAACAAAGAAAGACACGAAAUGAAAUCAGGUUACUCCAAGACAAUAAUGGGAACUGGACUUCAGAACCAGAGGUGAUCAAAAACUCUAUUUGCGACCAUUUUAGAAAUCUCUUCAAGGUGGAUGAGGAAGGAGUUCCUCUAGUGGCUUUCCCUGAUGAAAUUAAGAGGUUAAUUCCGAAGUUAAGUGAAAGUAAAAUAAGGAACUUGAAUUAUGAUAUUUCUGAAGGAGAGUUUAAGCAAGCAAUCUUUCAAAUGGGUGGUCUUAAAGCUCCAAGACCUGAUGGUAUUCCUGCUAUGUUUGAUAAAAAAGAAUGGGAUAUAGUGGGUAAGGAGGUUACUCAAGCUGUUCUUCCUUUCUUCAAAACUGGAUAUCUGUUAAAGGAAUGGAAUAGAACACUAAUAACCCUAAUACCAAAAACAGAUAUGGUUGGUCCGUUCCAAAAUGCUUUUGUGCCAAAGAGGUAUAUGGGAGACAAUUGUCUACUGGCUCAUGAAGUAAUGUUAUAUAAAGAGAAGGAAAAAGGGGUUAGAAAGAUUUGCUAUUCUUAUAGUUGA
Molecule: messenger RNA, 1347 nt
Organism: Spinacia oleracea (spinach)
Lineage: Eukaryota; Viridiplantae; Streptophyta; Magnoliopsida; Caryophyllales; Amaranthaceae
Exons: 2
Coding region: 1-1347 (448 amino acids)
Source: RefSeq, a predicted model, not a curated record